UGGGGGUAAGCUGUAAACUUUUAAUAAUUACAGAACACACGUGAAUUCAGUCGCGUCUCGACAACAAAAACAUCGUUGUUUGUUUUCACUUUCGGUAAAAAACUAGUUACCCUUAAAAAACGAUGUGAUGUUUCUGCCGUACAAAAUUUUGAUUGCCUAUAUGGAAAACGGCAAAGAUAAAAUGUACGAAGUAAGAAAUGUGUAUUUCCGAAUUGGAAUAGUUCUAGGGAUGCUUGCUGCAGUGAUAACCAUAGUAUACUUUACUCCUAUGCCAGAGGAAUAUUUUCUAAGCUGUGAUAGACCUUGCCAUCAUUUAGACUGGCCAAUGAUAUGCCGCGUCAAGAUGAAAAUUGAAAUACUUCAGUAUCAAACUGUUUUUUGCGAAAAUUGUUCAUCAAAUUCAACAUCUUGCCGAUCGAUCUGUUUGAGAAAUAGACUCCAUUCUACAAUUACAACAAAUAAUCAAAUACCUGGACCGGCUCUUCACGUUUGUCAAAAUGAUAUUAUUGUAGUUGAUGUUUUGAAUGCAAUUCCCGGCAAAAGUUUGACACUGCAUUGGAGAGGUCAACCCCAAAACGAAAUGCCCCUCAUGGACGGUGUGCCCAUGAUAACCCAGUGUUCGAUACCGGGUUACACGACUUUUCAGUACAAAUUUAGAGUAACAUCUCCUGGGACGCACAUAUGGCACGCCCAUUCCGGUAGUGAUAUUGCUGAUGGUGUUUUUGGUGCACUUGUAGUUAGACAACCUCACAAAUUUGACUUCCACAAAAAAUUCUAUGAUUACGAUUUAAAAGAGCACACGUUAGUUAUUUCCGAAGGAGGAGAUGAAAAUUCUAUAAAAAAUCAUUAUUCCCCAAGAGCCCUAAUGAUAAACGGCGCAUCCUCCAACUCUGGAAAAGAAACCCAUACUUUUACGGUAAAACAGGGUAAAAGGUACAGGUUCAGAGUUGCAUACGUAGGAGGAUUAUUUAACUGUCCAGUACAAAUAUCUUUAGAUAAUCAUAUCCUCAAGAUUGUAUCGUUGGAUGGUAAUCCUGUGUUACCCUUCGAAGCUUCGUCCAUUGAUUUGAUGAAGGGCGAAAGGGUGGAUUUUAUUGUUAAUGCGAAAGUGAAUGAGGGUAGCCACCUCUUGAGAAUUACUUCGUUGCUGUGCUAUGAAAGUGUACGAGAGGUUAAUGCUCUGGUGAAAUAUAAUAAUGGGGAAGCGACAGGUAACGAAAAUAAGAAACUUAGUAAUCCUUCCUACAUUCGCCCCUCGGCAACGAUUUCGGCUCAAGAACAGAGAAAUUUUUCCACGAGACCAUGCGAAAGCAAAGUAGGUCACCUAUGCGUCGAGACUGCAAAAUCAGCCAGUAAAAUGCCUGCGCAACUCAAGACAGAAAGAGUCGACAGGAAAAUUUAUUUAGCGAUAAACAGGAACACCGAUGCCGGAGGAAACCAAAAGCAAUUACUUUCGACCUCGCGGGUUUAUAGCAUGAACAAUAUCACGUUCGUUUACCCCUCGUCACCCCUGUUAAGUCAAUACGAAGAUAUCCCAGGAAACCUUAAGUGUAAUUUGUAUCGUAAGCCCAGCUCCUGUCUAAACGACACUACAUGUCCGUGUGUGCACAUCGAGGAAAUACCAACCGGAUCGUCUGUGGAAGUUACAAUAAUAGACCAGGUUGGAGAUUCAAAGGAGAACGUAUUCCAUUUGCAUGGAUAUCACUUUUAUGUGGUAGGGUCUACCAACCUGGAAAAGUCGAUGGAGCUUGAAAAUAUUAAAGAAUUAGACUCAAAGGGGAAAUUAUUCAAAAGGAAUCUGGAAAGUCCAGUAUUAAAGGAUACAAUACGAAUACCAAAAUAUGGAGCAGUAUCAUUUAGAUUUAUAGCUGAUAAUCCAGGUUUUUGGAUUUUACGUGAUGAAAUGUCCUUAGAAUGGACCAGAGGAAUGGAUGUAGUUUUUCAUAUCGGCUCCUGCUGUGAUAUGCCUUCAAUACCCAGUAACUUUCCUAAAUGUGGGAACUGGGUUGGCCCUGAAUUUUUCUUACUGUGAUUAUUUGCAAUUAUUGUUUACUAGUUAUGAUUGUUGUUAAUAAAUUUUUUUCUAUUAA
Molecule: messenger RNA, 2090 nt
Organism: Agrilus planipennis (emerald ash borer)
Lineage: Eukaryota; Metazoa; Arthropoda; Insecta; Coleoptera; Buprestidae
Product: putative laccase-11
Exons: 6
Coding region: 128-2032 (634 amino acids)
Biological process (GO): iron ion transport
Cellular component (GO): plasma membrane
Molecular function (GO): copper ion binding; oxidoreductase activity
Source: RefSeq, a predicted model, not a curated record